This is a messenger RNA of Lotus japonicus, 3499 nucleotides long. Its product is annotated as protein argonaute 10-like. The coding region runs from base 229 to 3150 and encodes 973 amino acids. Gene Ontology annotation, cellular component: cytoplasm. The record is from RefSeq and is a predicted model, not a curated record. Lineage: Eukaryota; Viridiplantae; Streptophyta; Magnoliopsida; Fabales; Fabaceae. Gene Ontology annotation, molecular function: protein binding; RNA binding. Gene Ontology annotation, biological process: regulatory ncRNA-mediated post-transcriptional gene silencing. The transcript is spliced from 22 exons.
GCGUGUAUAAGAUUCAUCACCAUCAUCAUCUCCCUUUCUCAUUCAUUUCAUUUUCCCUUUCUUCUUCUUUUAUGAAAAUUUCUCUACCCUCCAUUUCUAACUCUUCACUCCUUUCACUUGGGUACUACUUUGCUAGCCAUACCCAUAAAACCAAGAGGUUAUAAACAAAAACUAAGACUGAAAAACUGGUAUUUUGCUGAACCUUAUCACCUUUGACAAAAAUCAAACAUGCCAGUUAGGCAGAUGAAAGAGGGCUCAGAGCAGCACCUUGUGAUCAAACCUCAUUUGCUGAACCCCAUGAAUUCAGCUAGGAAGGUUACUAGGGCUGUCCAAAAUGGCAAAGGUCCACCACCACCACCACAAGAACCCAAUAAUCAAACUUCACCUCAGGAAAGGGCAAAGGGAAGAAGAAAGAGCAGAGUUUGCAGGAAAUCUGAUCAAGGAGGUGUUUUGAUGAGACCCUGCACUGUUGUGACAAAUACAGCAAAUGGGCUUGUUGAUAAUGGCAGCAUUUCUGGUGACAUAGAAAUGGGUUACCCUAGUUCAAGCAAGUCUUUGAGCUUUGCUCCUAGGCCUGGGUUUGGACAAGUUGGGGCAAAAUGCAUUGUGAAAGCUAACCACUUCUUUGCAGAGUUACCAGACAAGGACUUGAACCACUAUGAUGUCGCUAUUACACCGGAAGUGUCUUCCAAAAUAGUAAACAGGUCCAUUAUAGCAGAACUUGUGAGGCUUUACAAAGAGUCUGAGCUUGGGAUGAGGCUUCCAGCAUAUGAUGGCAGAAAAAGUCUGUACACAGCAGGGGCACUUCCUUUUUCCCGGAGAGAGUUUAAGAUUAAGCUUAUAGACGUAGACGAUGGAGUUAAUCCCACCAAAAGGGAAAGAGAAUACUGUGUCGUGAUCAAGUUUGUUGCGCGGGUUAAUUUGCAUCACUUGGGGCAGUUUCUAGCUGGCAAGCGUGCCGAUGCGCCACAGGAGGCACUCCAAACUCUAGACAUUGUUCUAAGAGAGUUAUCAUCUAAAAGGUUUUGCCCCAUUGGGAGGUCCUUCUUUUCACCUGAUAUUAGAACACCACAACGGCUUGGGCAAGGAUUGGAAUCUUGGUGCGGAUUUUACCAGAGCAUAAGGCCUACUCAGAUGGGUCUUUCCCUCAAUAUAGAUAUGGCUUCUGCUGCGUUCAUUGAACCUCUCCCAGUAGUGGAAUUUGUUGGCCAGCUAUUAGGAAAAGAUGUUCUGUCAAGGCAAUUGUCUGAUGCUGAUCGCAUUAAGGUUAAGAAAGCCCUGAGAGGAGUUAAAGUUGAAGUAACACACAGAGGAAGCUUUAGAAGAAAGUAUCGUGUUUCUGGUUUGACUUCUCAACCAACAAGAGAACUUGUGUUUCCUGUUGACGGGAACUCAACCAUGAAGUCGGUAGUUGAUUACUUCCAAGAAAUGUAUGGUUUCAUUAUUAAAUAUACCCACCUUCCUUGCCUGCAAGUGGGAAGUCAAAAGAAAGCAAACUAUUUACCUAUGGAGGCCUGCAAAAUUGUGGAGGGUCAACGUUAUACUAAAAGGUUGAAUGAGAAGCAAAUUACUGCUCUCCUGAAAGUUACUUGCCAAAGACCCCGUGAUCGAGAAAAUGACAUUUUGCAGACGAUUCAGCAUAAUGCUUAUGAUCAAGAUCCUUAUGCAAAGGAAUUUGGGAUUAAAAUCAGUGAAAAACUAGCUUCUGUGGAAGCACGAAUUCUUCCUGCCCCUUGGCUUAAGUAUCACGAUAGUGGGAAAGAAAAGAAUUGUUUACCUCAAGUUGGUCAGUGGAAUAUGAUGAACAAGAAAAUGAUCAAUGGAAUGGCCGUUAGCCGGUGGGCAUGCAUAAAUUUUUCACGAAGUGUGCAAGAUAAUAUUGCUCGCACUUUUUGUAAUGAGCUUGGUCAAAUGUGUCAAGUAUCUGGGAUGGAAUUUAAUCCAGAGCCUGUUAUCCCCAUCUACAAUGCCAAACCUGAGCAGGUAGAGAAAGCUUUGAAACAUGUUUACCACGUAUCAAUGAACAAAACCAAAGGAAAGGAAUUGGAGCUUUUGUUAGCAAUAUUGCCUGACAACAAUGGCUCUCUCUAUGGUGACCUCAAGCGUAUUUGUGAAACUGAGCUUGGUUUAAUUUCUCAAUGUUGUCUGACAAAGCAUGUCUUUAAGAUUACUAAGCAGUACUUGGCUAAUGUGUCUCUGAAGAUCAAUGUCAAGAUGGGAGGUAGAAACACCGUUCUUGUUGAUGCUGUAAGCUGCAGAAUACCAUUGGUUAGUGACAUACCAACUAUAAUAUUUGGAGCAGAUGUUACCCAUCCCGAAAAUGGAGAAGACUCUAGCCCUUCGAUUGCAGCUGUAGUGGCGUCCCAAGACUGGCCUGAAGUAACAAAAUAUGCAGGUUUAGUGUGUGCUCAAGCUCAUAGACAGGAACUUAUACAAGAUUUGUACAAAACUUGGCAUGACCCUGUUCGUGGCUUAGUUAGUGGUGGCAUGAUCCGAGAUUUGUUGAUUUCUUUUAGAAAGGCAACAGGACAGAAGCCACAAAGGAUUAUAUUUUACAGGGAUGGUGUGAGUGAAGGGCAGUUUUACCAAGUUCUACUAUAUGAAUUGGAUGCGAUUCGUAAGGCAUGUGCUUCUUUAGAGCCAAACUAUCAACCUCCAGUAACCUUCGUAAUUGUACAAAAGAGACAUCAUACUCGGUUGUUUGCAAACAACCACAGGGACAGGAGCAGUACAGAUAAGAGUGGGAAUAUAUUGCCAGGAACUGUUGUUGAUUCCAAAAUCUGUCACCCAACAGAGUUUGAUUUUUACCUCUGCAGUCAUGCUGGCAUUCAGGGAACAAGUCGUCCAGCUCAUUAUCAUGUUCUGUGGGAUGAAAACAAUUUCACUGCUGAUGGGAUUCAGUCUUUGACAAACAAUCUCUGUUAUACAUAUGCGAGGUGUACACGCUCUGUCUCUGUUGUUCCUCCAGCAUAUUAUGCACACUUGGCCGCAUUUCGAGCUCGUUUCUAUGCGGGACCGGAAGAGCUGCAGGAGAAUGGCUCCACAGGUACUGGACAUGGUUCCAAGGUAACAAGAGCAGCUGGAGAGUGUGGUGUGAAGCCAUUGCCAGCCUUGAAAGAAAAUGUGAAGAGAGUGAUGUUUUAUUGUUAAGAUUGUCUGGCCGUUUGGCAAUGGCCGAUGGGGGACAUGUGCAUCAAACAGUGAAAUGCUGCAAAACACAAUCAUGCAAUGCACCUUCCUUUCCCCUCAACCCUGUAGCUUGUAUAUUAGUGGCUUUGAAGCAUAGCAGCAAGGUUUCUCAUUGUACUUUUAGAGGCCUAGUUUAGGAUCCUAGAACAUGGGAGACAAACCAUAGGUGUAGACUUUAGAGAUGCUAACCCUCUAGUCGGCCAAGAUGAAAUCGAAUCAGGCAUUGUAAACAAAGUGCUAUCAAUCAAUAUUUUUUGUAUAAAAAUCUGCAUGAAAUGUUAAUUUCCUUCAUAUUUGCCAAGAGUGAAAA